This is a messenger RNA of Charadrius vociferus (killdeer), 1295 nucleotides long. RefSeq names its product eukaryotic translation initiation factor 3, subunit M (gene EIF3M). Gene Ontology annotation, cellular component: cytoplasm; eukaryotic translation initiation factor 3 complex. Gene Ontology annotation, molecular function: translation initiation factor activity. The record is from RefSeq and is a predicted model, not a curated record. Gene Ontology annotation, biological process: cytoplasmic translational initiation. The transcript has 11 exons. The coding region runs from base 1 to 1140 and encodes 379 amino acids. Lineage: Eukaryota; Metazoa; Chordata; Aves; Charadriiformes; Charadriidae.
AUGGCUUCGGGGCCUCAGCCCAAGAGAGAUCUGCUGCAAGCAGUGACAGAAGUCCUGGCUGCAGAACUUCGAGCUUACCUGAAAUCCAAAGGAGCAGAAAUCUCAGAAGAAAACUCUGAAGGUGGACUUCAUGUGGACUUGGCACAGAUUAUAGAAGUUUGUGAUGUGUGCCUGAAAGAGGAUGACAAAGAUGUUGAGAGCGUGAUGAACAGUGUAGUCUCUUUGCUUCUUAUCCUGGAACCUGACAAACAAGAAGCACUGAUUGAAAGCCUGUGUGAGAAGUUAGUAAAAUUUCGGGAAGGAGAGCGCCCAUCUCUUAGAUUGCAGCUACUGAGCAAUCUCUUCCAUGGUAUGGAUAAGAACACUCCUGUGAGAUACACGGUGUACUGCAGCCUUCUUAAAGUGGCCUCAUCAUGUGGUGCCAUCCAGUACAUUCCAACUGAACUAGAUCAGGUCCGAAAAUGGAUUUCUGACUGGAAUCUCGGCACAGAGAAAAAGCAUACUCUGCUGAGACUGCUGUAUGAUGUCCUAGUAGACUGCAAAAAAAGUGACACUGCAGCAAAAGUAAUGGUGGAACUACUGGGAAGUUACACAGAGGACAAUGCUUCCCAGGCUAGAGUUGAUGCUCACAGAUGUAUUGUACGAGCAUUGAAGGAUCCAAAUACCUUUCUCUUUGAUCAUCUUCUUGCCUUAAAACCAGUCAAAUUUUUGGAAGGAGAACUUAUUCAUGAUCUUUUGACGAUUUUUGUAAGUGCUAAACUAGCAUCCUAUGUCAAGUUUUAUCAGAACAACAAAGACUUCAUUGACUCCCUUGGCUUGUUGCACGAACACAAUAUGGCAAAAAUGAGGCUGCUUACUUUCAUGGGAAUGGCUGUAGAGAAUAAAGAAAUAUCAUUUGACACAAUGCAGCAGGAACUUCAGAUUGGAGCUGAUGAUGUAGAAGCGUUUGUUAUUGACGCUGUAAAGACAAAGAUGGUAUACUGCAAAAUAGAUCAGACACAGAGGAAAGUAGUUGUCAGUCACAGCACACAUCGGACUUUUGGAAAGCAGCAAUGGCAGCAAUUGUACGACACUCUAAACACCUGGAAACAAAAUUUGAAUCAAGUGAAAAACAGUCUCCUCAGUCUCUCAGACACCUAAAUUUUUUUUUUUGACGUAGUAAUGUCACUAUAGAUGAAAUUUAUUCAAAACUUGGACAAUUUGUGAAUGUUUCCAAAAUGUAUGCAAUUGGUUUAAAUAAGCUAAAUCUUCUAAAUUGCAACACACAAAAAAAGCAAUAAAACUAACAUGGGAAA